AUGAAGUUGGUGCUCGCAGCCGCUCUUGGCGCUGCCUUUGCCAGCAAGUUAAGGCUUGGGUCUGAACGCACGGCAGAGAUCGAAGGCGUGAGCCUGGAGACUGCGUACGCAGCAUUCUUGGAGCGUCAUGGUGUGCAGCGCGUGGGCGACAUGGUCUCGAGAUCAGAGCGGAUGGCAGCAUUUGCUCGAAGCCAUGCGAAGGUCGCCGAACACAACAAGAGAUCUGAUCGUACAUGGACCGCUACCCUCAACCGUUUCUCAGACCAGACACAUGAAGAGUUCAGCCGAGUUCUGGGAUAUCGCAGACUGGGUUCGUGGUGGAACCGCACUUCCACCUCCCUUGUGCAGACUGGCGUUGCGCAGGAGAGCUUCGCUCAAUCCCUGGACUGGGCUUCGAAGACGCGGUCGGGAAAGUACUUCAUCGACCAAGGGGCCUGUGGAUCCUGCUGGGCCGUCGCGGCAACUGGAGCCCUGGAGAUGAGGGCUGAGAUUGCCCACAAGAAAGCCCCAAGCAUGCUGUCCUACAAAGAGCUGGUGGACUGCGUGGAGAACCCACAGCAUUGUGGCGGAGAUGGUGGCUGCGGGGGGGCCACCGGAGAGCUGGCCUUCGAGUACAUCUCCAUGCAUGGCCUUUCCGCAAGUUCAUCCUACUCUGGUGACCGUGAGUCGACGGAGCAAUGCAAGACGGGCUCUCGAUCAGCAGUUGUCAAAGCCAGCAGCUUCGUCAAGCUACCCGUGAACAAGCUCUCACCACUCAUGAUGGCGAUUCAGCAUGGGCCCGUCGUCGUGUCGGUGGAUGGAGGGCCUUGGGGAAGCUACGAGUCUGGAGUGUUCGACGGCUGUGGAAGGGAUGCUACCGUCAACCAUGCUGUCCUUCUGGUGGGGUAUGGUCGUGAUGAGACAGUGAAGAAGGAUUACUGGUUGGUUCGCAACUCAUGGGGAGAGUGGUGGGGCGAGAAUGGCUUCAUCAGGGUUCUGAGGCAUUCCUCAGAUGAGGGAGCUGCCGGAUACUGCGGGACUGACUUCGAUCCAAAGCAAGGUGUUGGAUGUGAUGGAGGACCAUCUACUUUGCCGGUUUGCGGCAUGUGCGGAAUCUUGUCAGACUCCGUGUACCCUGAUGGAGUAAGCUCCUUCUGA
Symbiodinium natans is the source of this 1137-nucleotide messenger RNA. The record is from the annotation of a GenBank genome assembly. NCBI's taxonomy places the organism in Eukaryota, Dinophyceae, Suessiales, Symbiodiniaceae.